Messenger RNA from Alternaria ethzedia, 288 nucleotides. RefSeq lists its product as uncharacterized. The coding region runs from base 1 to 288 and encodes 95 amino acids. Gene Ontology annotation, biological process: attachment of spindle microtubules to kinetochore. The transcript is spliced from 2 exons. NCBI's taxonomy places the organism in Eukaryota, Fungi, Ascomycota, Dothideomycetes, Pleosporales, Pleosporaceae. Gene Ontology annotation, cellular component: DASH complex. The record is from RefSeq and is a predicted model, not a curated record.
AUGUCAAACGUCCCCCGCUCCCACACCCCCGCCGGCGGUUCACGCCUCAGCACCGUCCCCUCGCAGAAGCCGCGCCAACUCUCGCACCUACAAGCGCAACUCGCGCAAUUGACGGCGAAUAUGUCGGAUCUGGAAAGCUUGAUGCGUAUGACAGCCGGUCAGGCGCAGGACAUGCGUGGUCUGGGUGGGUAUGCUGGUGCUAUGUUUAUGGCUGCGAGUAAAGUUUUGGGUGAAGAGACGGUCAAGGGGGGAGGGGGUGAUAAGGAAGGCAAAGAGGGCGAUAAGUGA